AACCCAAUUUCCCUGUCUUCCUCGCUUCCCCAAGGAAAACUGCGAAAUAUGAGCGUGAAGGAGCUGCCAAGGAAAGAAGCUAAUGUGCUAAAUGGCCACGAAGGUGCUGUAUUAGCGGCGAGAUUCAACAGCGACGGCAAUUAUUGCCUGAGCUGCGGCAAAGAUCGAACCAUCCGUCUUUGGAACCCGCACCGCGGCAUCCACAUUAAAACCUACAAAGCUCACGGCCGCGAAGUCCGCGACGUUCACGUCACCCCAGAUAACUCCAAGUUGUGUUCUUGCGGUGGAGACAGACAAAUUUUCUUUUGGGAUGUCUCAACUGGUCGUGUUAUUCGCAAGUUUCGCGGCCAUGAUGGCGAGGUGAAUGCUGUGAAGUUUAACGAGUAUGCAUCAGUGGUAGUAUCCGCAGGCUAUGAUCGAUCAUUGCGUGCUUGGGACUGCAGGUCUCACAGCACUGAGCCGAUACAGAUAAUUGACUCAUUUUUGGACACUGUCAUGUCUGUAUGUUUAACAAAGACUGAAAUUAUUGGUGGGAGUGUUGAUGGAACUGUUCGAACAUUUGAUAUACGUAUUGGUAGAGAAAUAUCAGAUGACUUGGGGCAACCUGUCAACUGUAUCUCAAUGUCAAAUGAUGGUAAUUGCAUAUUAGCCAGUUGCUUGGAUUCUACUUUACGCCUUUUGGACCGGUCCACAGGUGAACUAUUGCAAGAAUAUAAAGGACAUACUUGCAAGUCCUAUAAAAUGGAUUGCUGCCUAACCAACAAUGACGCCCAUGUAAUUGGUGGAUCUGAGGAUGGCUCGAUUUUCUUCUGGGAUCUGGUAGAUGCAUCUGUGGUUUCAAAAUUCCGAGCUCAUUCAUCAGUGGUAACAAGUGUGAGUUACCAUCCAAAAGACAACUGUAUGAUAACCUCCUCAGUGGAUGGCACUGUUCGAGUUUGGAAACAAUGAGAUUAUGGAGCAAUCAGAGGUGGCCAUUUAUUAAACUGCAUUUGUUAAUAUAGUUGCAAGAAUGUUGGAGGUUCGGCAUCUGACAUUUAGAUUGCCUUUUAAAUUGUUGUUUAAUGAUGGAACCAGAUAUUUCUAAAGAUUUAUUCGCGAAUGAACUUGUUUGGUUCCUGAGAUUUCUUGUGUGGUCCCGAAUUCUACGAUAAAUCUUGCUUAGAACUCUUUUAGUUUAUGUAGAUUCCUGUAGUAAACGGACAUUGGAACAGAAGAAAAUCAUUCUUCUGUUAUUUGGUGUCAUCAGCUUGAUUCAUACAUCCCUUUUGUAAUUGGUUUAAAAAACAGAAAAAAAAAGGGGAGCUUAGUCAGGUGGCUUAUGCUAUUACUCUUAAAA
Molecule: messenger RNA, 1336 nt
Organism: Durio zibethinus
Lineage: Eukaryota; Viridiplantae; Streptophyta; Magnoliopsida; Malvales; Malvaceae
Product: Transducin/WD40 repeat-like superfamily protein
Biological process (GO): mRNA splicing, via spliceosome
Cellular component (GO): catalytic step 2 spliceosome
Molecular function (GO): protein binding
Source: RefSeq, a predicted model, not a curated record